CAGCGUGCGGCUGUGUAACCCGCACGGCCGACCGGCUUCAAGUGCAACUAAACGUGGCACAUUCUUGGCCACAGUCCAAACACAGUCAGGCCAAACAGGUGCGACAGUGGACGACAGUGCACUUAGUCAAUUCUGUGGCGUAAUUGUUUUAUAACAAUAUUUCUAUCUGCUCCACUUCUUCAGCCUGUAUGAACACGUGUUCUGAUUUACAAAACAUCCAUUUAAAAAAAUAUCUAUCUUGAACAUUAGAUGGCAUCAGAACAAAAACACACGUUUGUGUCCUCAAUGUCAGCAUUACGGAUUCAUACUGGACUACGCCGGUGCAGCGAGUAGAGUCAAUGUCGGGGUGAAAUUGAUGAUUGCCGCAGAAAAUCUUGGGCGAGUGAUGACAGUGUUAUAGGCAGACGGGCUGGAUGGCAAAUCAUGUUGGAUAACCAGACAGCCUGCUGAGGGCUGCGGCACCCCCCACACACACACACACACUCACUGAGAGGGAUGGGUAGAGGAGGCGGACAGUUAUAUAUCAGAGUACGACACCGUACAAUAGAGAAUAAGACAGUAAAUCAACGUCUAGAUAAGAUUACAGGAGCAGAUUACUAUUCAGGGUGGAAUUUAUUCGCGGAUUGGUCAACUGGGCGGAUUGGCAUUUAUUUAAUCAGCAACUAUUUUGGUAAUUGUUUGAUCCUGUGGGUUUUUAUUUUAUAAAUUUGUCCGUUGUUUUACUAGAAAAUGACACAAUCAGACUGUUUCAAGGGGAAUCACUUUGGUCUCUGGGAAGCUGGGAUUGACAUCUUUUUCAUUAUUUCCUAAUCAAAUUUAUGACGUCGCGCCGGGUGAUUGACAGGACACCCUGACCCGUGGGGAGGAGAGUGAAGGAGACCCACAUCCUCCAUCCACGCAGCGCUCACCACCGUCCAUCUCUGGGCCUCAACCGAGGUCACAAUCGUUGAAUACAUUACACUUCCUGCUGAUGCGCGUCCGCAGUCGGUGAGAUGUCUCUGGCCCAGAGGGUUUUAUUGACCUGGGUCUUCACCCUGGUCUUCCUCAUCAUGCUGGUACUCAAACUGGAUGGGAAGGUGCAGUGGAACUGGUUCCUCAUCUUCCUCCCAGUCUGGGUCUUUGACGGCAUCCUCAUCCUCAUGCUCGCCAUCAAGAUGGCCGGCCGCUGCAAGCCCGGGUACGACCCGCGCAACGGCUCCCCGGACCUGCGCCUGCGCGCCUGGUACUUGGCGGCCAUGCUGCUGAAGCUGGGCUUCUGCCUGACACUGUGCGCCAAGCUGGAGAAGCUGGCCGACGUGAAGCUGACGUUUGUGUGCAUACCGCUGUGGACCGUGUUACUGGGAGCGCUGGUGGAGCUGGGGCUCAACAUCUUCCCCGAGAGGAGAGAGGCCUGAGGGUGGCGGGGAGGGAUCGAACGUCAUCGUGAAUUAAUUACGACAAAAACAAAAAUUGUAUGACCGUUACUUUGUGAAACUGGAGACUUUGCUUUGGCCCGAUUGUUUCCAGAGAGGACUGAGACCCGAGAAGGAAUCGAACCAUCGCCUGACACGUUGAAGCUUAGGAAUAAUUGACUGUGUAAAAAUAGAAAUCAAAUGUGCGCAGAUCUCAGUCAAGUGUGCUGCUGCAUGUGAAUCACAGUACAUUCAUUUGAAAAAAAAACAACCCAACACCAAUCCAAAAACAGCUCAAAAAAAUGCCAUUACUUCUUUACAAAGAAAAAAAAAAUGCCAUACAGGGAUCGACUGCAUUUGUAUAAGACUACUGUGAAGCCUACACUGAGAAAAGAAAAUUGAACUUCCUUUUAAAGCUAGUGUUUAUUUUUUACUGUAAAUAAGCUCGCACUGCUGCUCUCUAGCAGGGGAGGAAGUUGAGGGAACCCUAACCCUAAUUUUGACCCCCCCACCCCAAUAUAACUUACCGCUCUUGGUACACACACACACACGUGCACCUUUCAUCGGCCUUUCAUUCCAGAGCUUUGGAGGAAGGUAGAAGGCCAAAUAUUAUUUUACAAGUUGUUGAUUAACUUUUAAAUGUCCAAGGUCACAAAACCCUUAUUUUGUGAAGUGCUUUAGUGAUUGAUGUUCGGGAAAAAUGUAUCACACAUGACGAGAUGAUGGUGAGUGAAAAGAUGAAGAUCCUGAUCUUUAUUGUAUAUUAUAUUUAAAAUGUCACUGUUAACUAUCAAACUACCACCAGUACGUUUUAACAUUUCGACGUCACGGUACAGCCCGGCUGACAGGUUUUUUUUGACAGCAGUGUGUGUGUGUGUGUCCUUGUCCUUUUUUGGUCACUAUCUUUUCUGACAUGAAGACAACAAUUUAUAACCGCACAGAACUGGACGUGUAAAUUGAAGGCUUCCAGUGGCUGUCGGAUGAUGUAGAAACAGGGACAGGUUAAACAAGAGUGCGCGCACGGGUCUGACCAAUGUUUUAUGUGAAGGAAAAAUAAAGUCAUAAACCCAAGACAA
Scophthalmus maximus (turbot) is the source of this 2467-nucleotide messenger RNA. Its product is annotated as transmembrane protein 60-like. The record is from RefSeq and is a predicted model, not a curated record. The transcript is spliced from 3 exons. The coding region runs from base 993 to 1394 and encodes 133 amino acids. NCBI's taxonomy places the organism in Eukaryota, Metazoa, Chordata, Actinopteri, Pleuronectiformes, Scophthalmidae.